Messenger RNA from Linderina pennispora, 1199 nucleotides. Its product is annotated as alpha/beta-hydrolase. The coding region runs from base 1 to 1020 and encodes 339 amino acids. Lineage: Eukaryota; Fungi; Kickxellomycota; Kickxellomycetes; Kickxellales; Kickxellaceae. The record is from RefSeq and is a predicted model, not a curated record. Gene Ontology annotation, biological process: lipid metabolic process. The transcript has a single exon.
AUGCUCAAGUAUUCGAUCAUCUUUGCUGCUGUCUUGUCCAGCCUGUCUGUAUCUGCUGCACCUGUUCAGGAGCGCAGCAGUUCUGGUGGCCCUGCUCUUUUCUCUGAAGCCUCUGCAGCGGCGGCUCUCCUUGCUGCUCAAACCGCCUAUAUCGUUGGUGGUGGUGACAAGAAAGUCUGGUCGUAUGCCCCCAACAACCAAACUGGGACGGUCUCUGCAGACACCAUCGUCAAAUAUGGCCGCUACUCGGGCGCAGCCUACAAGGUUCUAGACAUGACAUGGACAUGCAGCAUCAACUGCAAGGCUGCCGACACGAAGGGCACGGUUGUUGACUACCACUGGGACACGGCGAAAACGACCAACCCUAGCUUUGGCUUCGUUGCCCAUAAGGACGACACCAAAGAGAUCAUCGUCAGCUGGCGUGGCACGACUAUUCUGAUGGACUGGGUGAAGGACUUAACCUACUUCCCAGUAUCAUGGCCACCGUCGAUUGCUGGCUCCCAGGUUCACCGAGGAUUCCUGCAGGCUUACUCAUCAGCAUCAGCCCAUAUUGAAGAGACAGUUGCUAAGCUGGUCGCAAAAUACCCUGACUAUAGCAUUGUGCUGACUGGGCACUCGCUUGGUGGUGCACAGGCGACUAUUGCAGCCGUAGACUAUGCGACGCGCCACCCGGAAUGGCUUAGCAAGCUGAAGCUGUUUACCUACGGACAGCCGCGGGUCGGCAACCCGAAAUUCGCUGGCUGGCUAUCACAGCAGCCGUUCCCGAUUUACAGAACCGUUUAUAAGGGGGAUUUGGUACCGCGGGUUCCAUUCCAAUUCAUGGGGUUCCAGCAUAUCUCGCAGGAGGUCUGGUAUAACGAGAACGGCAGGCUAAAGUUCAUGGGCAGCAACGGCGAGAAUGCAAGUGGUCAGAAUAGUCUGCUCCCUUUGCAGUGGAACGUGCCUGACCAUCUGAGAUACCCUGGCCUUAGCUUUGAGCUGCUCUACUGGGCAAUUGGCAACAUCGAGAGCAUUCCUUAAUAACUUUUGUUAGUAUACGUUUAAUUAGAAUACCUGGAGAUAGCCAAAUGAAUGUUUUUGUUUCAUAAUGGCAACGAAAUGCCCAGUUGGACAGUUUGCUGUUUCGUCACCCGAUGAGUCGCUGUUGAAGGGACUGCAAGUGGGCCGUUUGAGAGCCUCCGCAUGGGUUUGCAGCUGCC